This is a messenger RNA of Acaromyces ingoldii, 2454 nucleotides long. RefSeq lists its product as hypothetical. The record is from RefSeq and is a predicted model, not a curated record. NCBI's taxonomy places the organism in Eukaryota, Fungi, Basidiomycota, Exobasidiomycetes, Exobasidiales, Cryptobasidiaceae. The transcript is spliced from 3 exons. The coding region runs from base 1 to 2454 and encodes 817 amino acids.
AUGAAGCUCAAAGGUUACCUGCCUCGCCGACUGGCAAAACAAAAAGACGUUGCCAACGGCAUUGUACUACCCCGUCAAGAAGACGUCGAUGGCGAUGAUGACAACGUUCAGGCCACGGCACUGGGUCGAAGCUGGAGUCUCGAGUCAGACCUGCGCAUCAGCAAAGUUCGUAUGUCACCACUCACACCGCAAGACGAAGAACCUCGCUUAGGCCUUCGCGUCCACCCAGGGAGGCGCUUUCGAGCAGAGCAGCAGCAGCAUGACGGGGUCGAUGUUCUACAAUACGAACUCAGCCGCUGCACCACACUCCCACUCCCUGAGGACCGCCUAUACUACUCGCAGCCGGCGGACACUGCAUCUGCUGGAGAUAUUGCAUCGUCGUGGCCUUCAAGCGCAUGCCUGACGACGGCGAGCAGCGCGCGAGGUUCCCACACUUCCUCACCGCCGCUUCGCAGGCUCGCUAGUUCAGCGCUCACCAUCACCUCGGCCAGAGUUGGACAUGAUUUCUGCGAGACUGCGCCUCGGGGAGCGAAUAUGGAUGCCACGCUUCCCCCCAGUCCCUCUCCGCGAGCAGAGACGCCCAACGGCUGGGACUCGUCCGUACCCUCGACCCCCAGUCGACGCCCGCUGCGAAUGCGUGUGCGGAGGCUUUUCUCAAGCAGCCAGGGCGACCUUGUCGAUUUUCCCCUCUCGACGUCAACCCUGGCUUUUCUCGCUGGGACAUGCGAUGCGCAGUGCUCGUCGUCUCCCUCUAAAGCGCCCGAAGCCACCUCCGAGCCUAGCAAGAAAUGCGCUCGGUGGCACACGCGCAGCACUGUGCAGGAGCUUCCCUCGGAUGGAGAGGUGAGAUCCAAGACCAACAGCCAGGUGCCAGCGCAGGAGCAGGAAAGUGGGCACUCGCGGACCAUGACAUCGUCGACGGCCAGCACCGGCGCCAAUAGCUCUGUCGACGACAACUUCAACAUCGUCAUUGGCACGCCGCUUCUCCUCAGCCCGUCGACGACCAAGAGCACUGUGACAACGGCGAGCCGCAGGGAUAGCGACCUAUUUCGAUUUCCCAAUCUCUUGGCUGCCGCGCCCACAACGCCUUGCACCUCGACCUAUCACCUUUCACAGGGGCAACAGACCUUCGGACCGAGUACAGGAGCAAAGGAUUCGCCCACGGUCCGCGAGGUCACUGUCGCACGCAAGAGGCUCGAAGAUGCCUUCGAAGGCGAGGAACAGGUCGACCAGAGUCGACACCCUUGCCAGCAGCGUGCCUGUCUCUUGCCUCCAAUCGAGCUCAAGACCGAGAAGCUGUCUUCAAGGAGUGCAGAAUUUAACUUACUCCCUACAUUGCCGACAACAGGCUAUCAUCGCGCGAUUCGGAGACGCUCACGCAGCGACGUGGUGCUCCCCAGCGUAUCCCUCGCGCGCACGCCGAGCGAGGACAGGCGCCUGUCUGGCCACCAGCCUUUUCUCGACGACUUUGGCAUGGCAAGCGCGAUGCGCAACCCUACUUCAAGCCUCGGCAGGGGCUUGCUGGCGUCUGGCCCUGCGGCAUUCAGCAGCGAGGGAGGAGAAGAGCUGGCGCGGUCCAGUGUUCGCAGGAUUUUGCACUCGCAGAGAAGCGCAAUGCUCCGACUCGCCCUCUCUGGUUUCUGCGCUACGGCAGAGGACUCUUGCUCAAGCUUCUCAUUGAGGCAGCAGCAAAACCAUCAAAGAGGGCGGCUUGAGGAGGACAGCAGCAUGGACAUUGAGGGCGCCUUUGGUGCCGAUUUUGCGUCUGCGCACGCUUCGAUUGGGAGCAGCAUGAGCGGAGCGCGAUUGGCGGCCGAAGCAGCAGCAUCACCAAGAGAAAGGGCAGCAGAGACAUUGGCAACACCGUCUGCAGGCGACAUCUCGUGGGCCUGGCUACCAAACGAGACUGGCGAAGGAUCGUUUGCCUCUACUGAUGCCAGCCUCUCGUUCUCGCUCCCUCUUCAAACUUCCUCGAGGGACGAUGCUAGAAGUUUCUCGCACGAGCGAGUGCGUUCGGCCCCUUUGACGGUCGAUUGCGUGGGAGAGGGAGGACGUACACAAGGUCUAUUUGCGAUGGACUGUAGGAUCGAGCCCCGGUGGAGCUCGAUAGCCGUCGGGGAUUACCUUGGGUCUCCUAGUAUCUUGCCAGCUGGCUGCUACUCUCCCGUCAUCAUGGACGAGGAAGAGCAAAGGGAGAACGUGCGAGGCGAGGAGGCGCAUCGCAGCGAGGAGGGAGAAGUAGAGAUGCGGAGCCCUUCGGUCAUGGCCUCACCGGAUCUGGGAGGCAUCGAGGAGUCGCAGACGACGGCGGCCAUCGAGGCAGUCCUCGCCUUUGUGACCGCGACCCCGCCUCUCUCCUCCUGUUCGACCGCUUCCCCCAAGCACAGACGCAGCUUCGUCAAGCACAGCAAGACGCCCGUUGGGACAUCCUACCUCUACCGGUCUCUCAAAUAG